GAUGGCUGCAAACUUAAGCUAUGAUAAAAUGCCUUCCCCGCAGUAACGUCGAAAAUUUGGAGUUCUUAGCAAGAUUUAGGGUUUUGGUAACUCGAUCUCUCCACCUUUCUCUGUUCUUGAAAUCACAACAAGCUUCAAACUGAUAUCAGAAUGGCGGUUGAUGGAAAUUCGUUCGAAGUCACCCCCGAGACAGAGACAUUUCUUUGUGAGCGAUUAUUGGACCAAACGCAGCCAAUUUCGGAGCGGUUUAGAGUUCUAUUCUCCCUCCGAAAUCUUCGAGGCCCUGCCCCUCGCAAUGCUCUGAUCCUGGCAACAAAAGAUUCUUCAAACCUAUUAGCACAUGAGGCUGCCUUUGCUUUGGGUCAAAUGCAAGAUGCUGAUGCUAUUCCUGCUUUGAAGCUUGUUCUUAAUGAUCUUUCUUUGCAUCCUAUUGUACGCCAUGAGGCUGCAGAAGCUCUUGGUGCCAUUGGUUUAGAGAGUAAUAUUCCUGUUCUGAAAGACAGUUUGGAUUCAGAUCCAGCACAAGAGGUUAGAGAGACAUCUGCACCUGCUUCUUGCUCUUCUGUACAUGAUCUAAGGGAAGUGAUUUUAGAUGAAGAAAAGGGGAUGUACGAGAGAUAUUCAGCUCUUUUUGGACUCCGGAAUCAUGGAGGUGAUGAAGCAGUUGCUGCCAUAGUAGAAUCUUUGAAUGCAAAAAGUGCUUUAUUGCGACAUGAGGUUGCGUAUGUGUUGGGGCAAUUGCAAAACAAAUAUGCUUCAGAUGCACUCUCCAGGGUACUUAAGGAUGUGAAUGAGCAUCCUAUGGUUAGACAUGAAGCUGCUGAGGCCCUUGGCUCUAUUGCAGAUGAGGAGUGUAUCUCUCUACUUGAGGAAUUUUCCAAGGAUCCAGAGCCCAUUGUUUCACAGAGCUGUGAAGUUGCUUUAAGCAUGCUGGAUUUUGAACGUUCUGGCAAAUCAUUUGAGUACCUGUUUAUGGAGGCACCUCAAUUGCAGGAGGCAGCAUAAUGAAUGGUAUUUGACUUGAUUGUAGUUUUCUGAGAUAUCUAUCGAGCAUUGAGCUAUUGUCAUGAUGGGAUGGGAUGGGAUGUCUUCAUUCUUUAAACUUUAAACCAAACAAACACCUGGCCAUAUCUGUGUGACAUAUGAUAUGACUUUAUGCAGACAGGUAGGCUUGUCUAGAAUAUGAUAACAUGCAAUCUCAAACCUUUUUCUUAUUUCAUUAUUACAUCUUUUAGCUGUAAACCACAUAAUACCCAGAAAGAAAACUGAAGGCUAUCUUUGUACAUAUUUAUUUGGGAAAAUUGCAGAAAAUAACUCAUCCACUUAGAUCAACAGUCAACAAAGUUUAAAUUAUUUCCGCAAUAGC
Molecule: messenger RNA, 1366 nt
Organism: Lactuca virosa
Lineage: Eukaryota; Viridiplantae; Streptophyta; Magnoliopsida; Asterales; Asteraceae
Source: the annotation of a GenBank genome assembly